AUGGAUCGUAGAAACGUUGUAUUCAGUGUUGUGCAAGAUAGAUCAAAGAUACAAACAUUUACACCGACUCUAUUUAAAAUGUCAACACAACAGCAAACCGCAGAAAAAAGUGUUCAAACACAAGAUUUGUCUGGGUCAACAACAUUACUUGUUUCAAAUAAUCCUGUAACACAUAUUCAUACAGAAAAUACGGCUGCUGAAGUUGCAAAUACACUUGUUUCGAUGGCUACUGGACGACAACGAGCAACAACUGUGAAGCAACUGAAUGUAAUUAGCGUUCCAUCUCCAUCAACUUUACCAAUAUUAUCACUUGCUGACUAUACAACACCAAGAGGUGUUCCAACAGCCAUGGCUUUAGCCAAUCAAGCUAAACUCACGCCAACAAAACAUACUGAAAUAUUAGAAGGUGAUGAUGAUGAUGAUGCUUCAAUGUCAACAGAUGAAUAUAAUCAAACACAAAAUGAUUUGAAAACUCGAACGAAAACGACACGAGGAAAACUAAACAAAACAGCAUCAACAUCAAAAAAUAAUAAACAACAAACUACAGAACCAAUUCAUUAUGGUCCAAUUGUUGUCAAACCACGAAAGAGUGUUGCACCAACACUUGCUAAUGGACGAAAAAGUAAAGAUGAACCCCUUCCACCAGAUGAAGAUGCAAGACGUAAACAACGUCGUGAUAGAAAUAAACAAGCUGCUGCUAAAUGUCGACGAAAACGAAACGAACUUCGUGAACAAUUAGAAAAGGUUGAGCAAGUAUUAUUGGAUGAACAAAAAUCUCUUGAACAUGCUGUUCAGACAUUAGCUGAUCAAAAAAAUCAAUUAGAAAUUUUAUUACAUCGCCAUGUAUGUACAAAAAAGACACGUUUACCAAUAACAACAACAACACCUGUUAAUAGUUUAAAUAUUCCUAAAUCUGAUAUAAAAACAAUUUCAACAACAACUUUAUUAGAUUCAAAUAAUAAUAAUGGAAAUAGUAAACGUGUUACUAUUAAUUUUACCAAUGCACAAGAUUUACUUGCUAUUGCACCAUUAACACGGUUAACACCAACAAUUACAACAACUGAUGGUACAUCAUCAUCGUCAUCAACUGUACCUAUGAUAACCAUUCAUAUUAUUCCAGAAGUUGCACAAGCAUUACUUGGUUCAACGUCAGUUGAUAAAGCUAAAUUAGCUGAAUUACUUCAACAAGCUAAUGCAACUAAUUCAUCGUCAAUAACAAUAGCGGAUUCCGCAUCCACAAAUACCGCGACUAAUCCUAUCCCACCAACUGAUAAUGUUGAAUUUGGUCGUAAUACAAUGUGCCAUUUUUUAUCAUCAUUCUUUCGAAGUCUUACUCGAGUAACCGAUGUUCAACAAGAGAAAUUCUUCAAUUCAAUUAAUCAAAUUGUUAUUAAUACACCAAGUGUAUUCGUUACAGAUGCUGAUAAACAACAUACACUUGAAGAUAUUCGUACAACAAAUUCUUAUUAUUUUGAUGUUUAUAUAGUUUCAUUACUUGUUUGGACAUUAUCAUCAAAAAAGUUCACUUCCAUACAAGAAAAUACUAUUGGUGUACUUGCAAAUCUCUAUGGUGAAUUAUCACUUCGUUGGCCGGUUCUCUUUCGAAUAUUUACUAAUGAACUAAUCGAUACUUUAAAUGAUACUAUAAAAUAUGAUAUUGAAUUUAUCGAAGAAGAAAUUCAUCAACCAAAACAACUUCAUCGUUUUCUUGUACCUGAACAAGUUGGUUCAUCAUUUUCAACUAAUGUCACAAUUGAACGAUGUGUUAUUGAGUUUAAUUGUUCAGAUGAUAUUAGUAGUUUUCAAAUAAAUCUAAUUUCGGUGCUUAAACAUUUUGCGAGUACAUUGUCAACAUUACUUGAUCGUCAAACAAUAUCGAUUUUAAUUGGAACAUUAUGUGAAUUAAUUCGUACUGCUGAUAUACAUGUGAAAUCGACAACAUUUUCAUUUUUUUCAUCUUUUAUUGAACAUCGUUCAUUAGGAUUAUUAAUUGGUGAUUUAAAACCCUAUGUUCAUUUUUCAAUAUCCGAUAUUAUUUUAACAAUUAUGAAUUUUAUUUAUACAGAACCAAAACAUUCGGCUCAAUUGGAACAUGAUUUUGCUCAUUUUCUUAAAAUAAUUUGUCAAAAUCAUGAUGAAGCAAUCAUGCUUUUUGCUGAACAUAUUGGUUUUGUUAUACCUCGUUUAAAGGAUUUACUUAUUCAUAUUAGUAUAGCAAGUAAAGCGGAUAUUGAAUUUCAUAUGAAUACAAGACCAUUAAGACUUUUUGGUGAAGUUCAAACAGAAAUUUAUCUUGAACAAUUUUGUAUAUGGUUAGCAAUUAUAUUUGAAUGUGGUCAACGAGAUAUUGGUACUAGUUCAUUAUUAGUUAUACAUGCAUAUGAAAUAGUUGAACAUUUAUUAGCAAAUCUUGAUGAAUGUCUAUUAGCAAAAUAUUUAAAUCAUGCAUUAGGAAAAGUUAUUAUUUGGUUGAUUCAAGAAAAGAAUAGAGCUUCACAGCAACCAUUUCGUGUACGACGAAUACGAUUAUUAAAAACUAUAUGGCAACAUUUGAAAACGACAUUAGAAAAAAGUACAUUCAAUAAUGAAGAGGAUGCUUUACAACGUGUUUUUAAUGUUUAUUGUUUAAUAACUUCUGUUUGUCAAGCAUUUAUCGGAUGUCAAAUACGUCAGAUUAAAUUAGGAUCCAUUGAAGAAAAUGAAUUUUAUUUGUCUUGGUUAACUAUCGAUGAAAUUAGUUCGAUUUAUGGUUAUCUAAUUAAUACACUUGCUUAUUUUGUUAAUAGUGUUACUGUUGGAUUGUUCUCUCUUGCUUAUGAAUAUGUUUUAGCUACAAUUGUUGCGACAUCAAUUUAUAUUUCUGAUGAAUUAGAUAUUCGUUUACGUGAAGAUACUCUAUCGAUUUUAUGUCUCUCUUGGUUAUCAUCCCUUACUGACUGGUAUGAUUUUCAACCGAUAACAGAUACAUGUAAAAUAACUAAACAACUUGCUCAAACAUUUCAAUCAAAAUUCAAUCAAAACGAUCGACUAAUAUCUUUACAAUGUUUAGCAUUAUUUAAUUCACAAUUUUAUCCUAUACUUCGUCUUCAUAUUUUUUCUUUAUGUCUUAAUGAUAAUGAUAUAAACACACAAUUAAUGGCACUUAAAGUAUUGCCAUUAAUGCAAUAUAAUUUACAAACAACAUCUUUCUUAUCAAUAUUUUAUACGAAAUAUUGUUCGAAAGAUAUUGAUGAUCAACUUAAACCAAUAAUAAUAGAUAUUUGGCGUAUGCAUCGAUGUUUAUUCGAUAUUGAUGCUAAUACUGUUCGAUUGAAAAUUCAUGAUCAUUUCAAUCAAACAAUUGUCAAUUCAUUUGAACUUAUCUGUACUUCAUGUUCAUUCUUAAAUGAUCAUGUUUAUAUUCGUUCACGAUCAUCAACAACUAGCACUAACUCAACAUUAUUUUCCUUAUCAAAUAUUCUUCCAAUAUUUCAUUUAUUUAAUCAAACAUCUAGUCCAUGCAAUUAUGUUUCUCUAAUUGAAUUUUUUCAAACAUUUGAUUCUCAUCCAUCAUUUAUUCGUCCUCUUAAUGAUCUUGAUGAAAAUUUUCUUCAACUAAAAUAUCUAGUUAAUACUUAUCUCAAUCAAAAUAAUCAAGAACGUUUAUGUUUAUUAUCUAUUAUGCCAUAUUUAUUUAAAACAAUUUUCAUUUCAAAUAAUCGUCAAUGGGAAAGUUCUCUGAAUGACAAUCUUGAUCAAUUUUUAUUUGAUACAUUAACACAAUUAAAUAAUGAUGCUAUUCGACAAACAACAAAUCAUCAUGAUGAUGAUUAUAGUCGUUUAAUACAUUUAUGUGGUUUAAUAGCACGACGUACAUGUAAUGAAGAUAUAUUUGUUUUUGUUUUAUUUAUUUUAAUAAAUGGUUUAGCAACAUCAUUUCAACAUACAUCACAAAUUGAAUUAAUGAGUAUAGCUAAAGAUGAAUAUUUACAAAGUCGUAAUCAAAUUCAAUUAAAUAAAAAUAAAAAUCUUUUAACAAUAAAUGAAAAAAUUGAUUUAACAACAAUUGUACAACAACAUACAGAUAGUUUAUAUCGUCUUAUAUCACAAUCAUUAUUAUUAAAUUCUGAACAACCAUCAGAUAUAUGUUUACGCCAUUUACAUUUAUUAUUUAGUAUGAUGCAACAAAAUGGAAGUUCAUUUAAUACAUAUUUAAAACGUAUUUUACCAGAUUUAUUACCAUGGAUUGUUGAAGAACGUUCAUUAAAUGCAAGUCGAGUUGUACAACAUAUUCGAACAGCUGUUAAAAUGUCAAAGAAAAAAGUUAUAUUUGAUGCAUUUCCAGCAAUAUAUUCACAUGUAUGGAGACAUGUACGUCUUGACAAUAGUAAAAGUUCAAAUGGAGAUUAUUCAAUAAAUCGUGUUUAUGAAGUUAAUGAAUUUAUUGAACAAGAAGCUGGUGCUGAUUUAGCUGCUGUAUUUCGUUUUGGUGGUCCACCAAUAUUUAGUAAAUUAUUACUUUAUAUAAGUACACAUCCUGACCAUGUUAUGAAAGGUUUACAAAUGGCUGUUGGUAUAUUAGAUGGAAUAACAUUAACAAUUGAUAAAGACUACUCAAAUGUUGUUACAGAAGAAUGUGUUCAUAAAGCAUUACAAUCAAAAUUAUUGGGCAUUUUGUGUGAUUUUGAAACAGAAUUAUUAUCGAAUAGUACACCUUUACAUUCGAAAAAACGAGUAUUAUUAAGUUUAACAGAAGUAUUGAAAAUCAUGAAUUCAUCCCAAAUUGUUGCAACACGUGUAAAACUUCUUCGAUCACUUCGUCUAGCUCUCCAAUGUUCAUCAGAAUUAAGUCUAAUCGUAUUUAAUCUUUGGAAAGAAUUUAUUCAUCAUUUAAGUAGUAAUGUUGAUAUACUUUCAUCAAUGAUAUUACAAUUAAUUGCAUCAUUAUUACCAUAUCAUGAAAUAAAUAGUGAACAUUUUCAAGAAUUAAUUCUUCUUAUGUUAAAUAAUAUUUCAAAUAAUCAAAUAGCUUUACUAACAGAUGAUUUAUUACUUAUUCCACAAAUAAAUCAAAUUGAAAAGAUUCAAAUAAAAUUAAAUAAGUGUAAAAAACAAUAUACAGAAAUGCAUGAUAAUCAAUCAAAACUAAACAAUGAUGAACGUACAUUAUUAGAAAAUAAAUUUCAACGUCUGAUAACACUUUUAAAUUUUGAUAUGAUGGAUAUACGUUUACAUGCUUUAAAUAGUUUAGAAAAUUUAUUAAAAACAAAUCGUCCAUAUUUAUUACAAAUGUGUUUAUCACGUGAUACAGUUUCAUCAAUAAUAACUCGUCUUAUAUUAACAUUACUUGAACGUUCAAAUGAUACAAAUCAAAACAUACGUUUUAUUGCUAUAAAUUGUCUUGGUGAAAUAGGUGCUAUUGAUCCUGGACGAAUAGAAUUUCGUAAAUUAUAUUCAACAAUAGCAACUUCAACAUCAUUAAUUAAUCGUUUAUUAUCAAAUUCAAAUCCUGAAAUUAAUAAUGAUAAUUUAAAACGUUGUUAUUUUAAUUUAUAUUCACAAGAAUUUGCAUUAGAAUUAUUUGCUGAAUUAACACGAGCUUUUCUUGCUGCUGAUCAAGUACGACAACAAGAUACAAUAUCAUAUGCAAUACAAGAAUGUUUAAAAUUUUAUAAUUUAAAUUUAUCAGAUGAUAAUGAAAAAAUUAAAAUUAAUCAACAAUUAUGGACAAAAUUAAAUCAAGAACAACAAGAUUUAUUUAAACCUUUACGUACAUCGAAAUAUGUUUUAACUGAUGAAACAAAUUUAAAAACAAAUAAAUCACAAGAUGCAAUUUUAAAACAAUUAACCAUAAAAACAUAUGAACAAUGGUUAACACAACUUGUACCUUAUUUAAUUCAACAUUUACCAAAUAAUAAUUAUUAUCAUUUAUUUCAUUCUUGUUUAUUUGCUGUUAGAUUUAAUAGUUCUAUUGGUUCAUUUUUGUUACCAUAUAUAAUUCUUCAUUUAAUUGGUGAAAAUCUUGGUCAAGAUGUACUAGAUAAAGAAGUUAAAGCAUUAAUUUCUUACACAAAUCAAUAUGAUGCCAACGAAAUAAAUCCAUCUUCUGAUGUUCUUCAUCAAAUUGGUCAAAUUAUAUUUACUUUAAUCGAUUUUCUUCUUUUAUUUUCUUCCUUAAACACAAUCGAUCCAAAUGAACAAGCCAAACAAAUAAAUCAACGUAAACGUCAGCCACCACAACCGCAACCACAACAACAGCAGACAAAUCAAGAUCCAUUAAAUAUUCAAGAUGGUACAUGGAAUAAUUUAGGUAUAACACGCAUACGCGAUUAUAUUCGUUUAUUACAUACUGAUCUUUCUCUUGCUCCUAUUGCAUUUAAAUAUGAUCAUUAUACACGUGCAUAUCGUCAUUUUGAAAUGUAUUCAUCGAUUGAACAACAAAUAGAUGUUUCUCAUAAUAGUGAAUUUCUUUUAAAAUUAUUUCAUCGUUUAAAUGAUCCAGAUUCAGCUUAUGGUAUUAUUGCUAGACGUAAUAUGACACCAAAACAAUUAGAUAAUCCUCGAACAGAUAUUUAUGAAGAAAUUCUAUCUUAUGAAUUAACUGGACAAAUUGAUGAAGCUAUUGUUGCAUAUGAAAAUGUUUUAGAAAUGAAUGAAUUAAAUCAAACAAAUAUACAUUUAUAUUUAGGUUAUUUAAAUAAUUUAUUAACUCAACAACAAUUUCAACAUACAAUUGAUCAAUCAACUGGUAUUAUUGUUCAAUAUCCAACAUGGAUUAAUAUGUUAAAUCCAUUACGUAUUGAAGCUGCAUGGAAAUUAUCAAAAUGGAAUUUAUUAGAAAAAUUUUGUUCAUAUCAAGAUGAAAAUUUAUAUAUAAAUCAUAAUGAACAAAUAAAUGAAAGUUCAAAAAUGAAUAUUUUACAGGAUUUACAUGUUUCAAAACAAUUUGAAGAAUAUGUUGGAAAAAUUUUAUGUCAAGCUAAAAAACAAAAUCGUGAACAAUUCUAUACAGAAUUUCGUUUAGCAUUAAAUUCUUUAAUGGGUCCUAUAUCAGCAGCUAGUAUGGAAGUUGGAUCAUAUCAACGUGCAUAUGAUUAUUUAGCUAAAUUACAUUUACUUAAAGAUCUUGAAUAUUAUGUUUUAAAAAAUAUAUUUCAUGAUGAUCAUUCUAUUAUGAUUAUUGAUAAUGAUAAUAUUGAUGAUAUAUGGUCACAACGACAUGCAUUAUUACCACCAAAUAGUAAAUAUAUUGAACCAUCAUUAGCAUUAAGACGAACACUUUUAUUAUUGGAUGAUAUUAAUCAUACGAAACAACAUGCAUUAGAAAUUGGUGAAUGUUGGUUACAUAGUGCACGUAUAGCACGUGCACAAAAUAAUUCUUUAGCAGCUAUUGGAUCAUUAAUGAAAGCUAAUCAAUCACAUCCAAUUGAAGUAGCCAUUGAACGUGCACAAUGGAUGUGGGAUAAAGGAGAAAAAGAUCGAGCUAUUAUGAGUUUAAAACAAAAGAAAAUUGAAUUAUUAGAUUCAAGAACAAUCAAUGAAGGAAAUCAUAAUGAAAAUAGAUUACAAGGUUUGAUUUUCAUAUUUAAUUAA
Messenger RNA from Rotaria sp. Silwood1, 7572 nucleotides. NCBI's taxonomy places the organism in Eukaryota, Metazoa, Rotifera, Eurotatoria, Philodinida, Philodinidae. The record is from the annotation of a GenBank genome assembly.